AAGGGCUUGAUGCUCACUCAGCAGGCUGUGGCGUUCUCUUCAGAACCGGGCUGCCUUUGCCCACCUCAACACCUUGUGAAAGCUGGUCCCAUCAGAAUGAUGCUGCCCACCAGUCAGCAAAACGCCCCCAAACAGGUACCAAUAACAAUUGGAAUGCCCCAACAACAGCCCCGACAAGUGCUCCUUCCACCUGGUGUCCAAAUCAAUCUCCAAAACAAGAUGGCUGGUGGGUCCCAGCCCCUUAUGUUAACCCAGACAAGUCCCAGGGGACCCGUCAUGUCAUCCCAGUCGGUCCGUCUGGUUCCUACAGGCAAUAAGGUCAACGGCAUGCCGACCUAUACACUGGAAACUGUACAGGUCGCUGUGCCUGUCCAGUCGCCUGGAGUCACCCAGGUUGUCAAUAAAAAUGUGCUUGUGACGCAGAACAUGACCACUCUACAACAGCAGAACAAGCCUCAAACUAUUAUUGUCAUGGGAAAUGGCACAUUGUCCAAUCAAUCCCCUGUCUCAGGCACUAACCAACCGAGUAUGGCCAUGAACCAGGUGCAAGGUGACAGCGGUAGUGACCGACCCAAAGAGUUGGUAGUCCAGACGCAUUUUUUGAAAAAGAUGGAAAAUAACACUGUGAAAUGCACAAAAUGUAAAACCUUAUUGUCGGAGAAAGGUAUUUUCCAGCAUUUGCUUCAUGGUCUGCAGUGUUUGCUCUGCCCGCUGGUGUUCUAUUCUAUUAAACAAGUAAUGGAGCACAUGGGCAAGGAACACAAGCUCUCGGACAAAGCCAACUGGGAUAUUCUCAAAGAGAAGUACAGGCUCAUCAUUAAUCCCCAGGGGAAUCUUCUGUUUCCCUUUUUUGACAUGAGCACUACUGUGCCUAAAGACCUGUUGGCCGAUAAGGAGUUGAACGUG
Messenger RNA from Esox lucius (northern pike), 906 nucleotides. Its product is annotated as activity-dependent neuroprotector homeobox protein 2-like. Gene Ontology annotation, biological process: regulation of gene expression. Lineage: Eukaryota; Metazoa; Chordata; Actinopteri; Esociformes; Esocidae. The transcript has a single exon. The annotation marks the transcript as partial. The record is from RefSeq and is a predicted model, not a curated record. Gene Ontology annotation, cellular component: nucleus.